AUGGCUCACUAUAAGGAUGUAGCCGUCAAAAAGACCUCUUCUCUCAACCUGGUGACGGGAUUCUUUCAGUAUCUCCGCGAUGAACAAGAGGCCGUACAGAAGAGGACCUUUACAAAAUGGAUCAACUCCCACUUGGCAAAGCGUAAACCACCUCUAGAGGUCACCGACCUCUUCGAGGACAUCAAAGAUGGGGUGAAACUUCUGGCUCUGUUGGAAGUGCUGUCUGGACAGAGACUACCGUGUGAGCAGGGCCGCCAGCUGAAGAGGAUCCACUGGGUGUCCAACAUCGGCACCGCCCUCAGGUUCCUCGAAGGCAGGAAGUCUGUGUACCGAGGAUCCCCGAUCAAGCUAGUCAACAUUCACGCCACUGACAUCGCAGACGGUCGACCAUCCAUUGUCCUGGGGUUGAUAUGGACCGUCAUUCUCUACUUCCAGAUCGAGGAGUUGACCAGUAACCUGCCAGCCCUGGCAGCCCUGUCCAGCAGUACCUCCUCAAUGGACAGCAUGGCCAGUAACUCAGAGACAGGCAGUCCCCCUAUGAAGAGGAAGGUAGUACCCAAGAAGUUCCAGGGCAACGCCAAGAGGGCCCUGCUCAGAUGGGUGCAGUGCACCGCCGCCAAGCGUCAGGGCAUGGAAGUGAAGGACUUCGGUACUAGUUGGCGGAGCGGGGUGGCAUUCCACUCUGUGGUCCAUGCCAUCCGCCCAGACCUGGUGGACAUGGAGAUGGUGAGGAGGAGGAGCAACAAAGAGAAUCUGGAGGAAGCCUUCUCAUUGGCCGAGAACGAGCUGGGCAUCCCACGCCUGCUGGAUCCAGAAGAUGUGGAUGUAGAUAAACCGGAUGAGAAGUCCAUCAUGACAUAUGUUGCUCAGUUCCUCAAGCACUACCCCAACCCCCACCACUCUGAGACAGAUGGACAGGAAGAUGAGCUGCUUCUUCGCUACUUUCCAAGUUUUGCACUCUCUAUCCCAAACCUACGGAGAGAAGAGCGUAAGGUUCUGAGAGAGCUGAAGGUGUGGCUGGAUCAACUGGAGAGGGACGUGCUGCGAGUCCAGGGGUCAGAGGGCAACCUGACCGACAAGUACCAGGGCUUCAAGAGUUUCCGUGUGCAGUAUGAAAUAAAGAAGAAACAGACAGAGCCUCUGCUGCAGCCGGUGCACAGGGAUGGGAAGCUGUCUGUAGACCAGGCCCUGGUCAAACAAGCGUGGGAACGUGUCUCUAUCAGGCUCCUGGACUGGCACAUCCAUCUGGAUAAGUCGUUGCCUGGCCCACUGGGGGUGAUCGGAGCCUGGCUGCAUCGAGCUGAGAUCGCCCUGAGAGAGGAGAUUCCUAUCCAACAAGCCCAUGAAGAGACAGCCAAUGUGAUCCACAGGAAGCUGGAACAGCACAAGGAGGUACUGAAGAACUUGGAAUCCCACCAGCAGACUUUCCAGCAGAUCCACAGAGACAGAUCUGUGAACGGGGUCCCUGUCCCCUCUGAACAGCUCCAAGACAUGGCCGAGCGGUUCAACUAUGUGUCCACAUCGUCUCAUGCCCACCUGAUCAAACUGGAAUUCUGGGAGAUGAAGUACCGUCUGAUGGCGUUUCUCAUCCUGGCUGAGUCCAAGCUCAAGUCCUGGAUCAUCAAAUAUGGCCGCCGUGACUCCGUGGAACUACUGCUGCAGAGCUACAUUUCCUUCAUUGAGGGACACAAGUUCUUUGAACAGUAUGAGACAACGUUUAAGGCACUCAGGCAAGCUGCAGAUGUCUACAUCAAGUCUGAUGGUUCAGUUGAGGAAGCGGAGGGGGUGGGUAAGUUCCUGUCGGACGCGUCGGCCCAGUGGAGGAACCUGUCGGUGGAGGUGCGUAGCGUGAGGAGCAUGCUGGAGGAGGUCAUCUCUAACUGGGAGAAGUACAGCAGCACGGUGGCUGGACUGCAGGCCUGGCUGGAGGACGCAGAGCAGAUGUUCCACCAGUCAGAGAAUGAAAAACGGGACUUCUUCCGGAACCUUCCUCACUGGAUCCAGCAGCACAUGGACAUGAAUGAUGCAGGGAACUUCCUGAUCGAGACAUGCGACGAGACCGUCUCCAGAGACCUUAAGCAGCAGCUGCUUCUUCUCAAUGGGAGGUGGAGAGAGCUGUUCGUUAAAGUCAAACAUUAUGCUAGAGCGGAUGAGGUGGACAAGUUGAAACAGGACUAUCAGGACUCUAUCGCUACUCUCAAAACUUUCAUGAAUGCAACCAAUGACAAGAUGACUGCCCCUGUCCAAGUGUCCUUCCUGAAUGUCAGGACAUUCGUUCAAGAUGUUGAGGACAUCAAGCACAAAGUGCCUGCCAUGGAGGCAGCCUGUAAGACAGCCACCCGCACCGCCCAACUGCUGACCAAGGACACACCCCCGGAUGAGGUCUCAACGAUGCUGGCUGUCAUGGCUUCUAUCAAGGAGGAGAUGAGCAAGAUAAGGGAGAGGUGUCUGCCGCUGCUGCGGGAGGCCCAGUCACUGCUUCCCCCUCUGGAGGAGAUGGAGAAGAACAUCACAGGGUUCUACCAGGCUCUGGAGAAGGCUAGCCACAUCACCUGCUCCAGGGACUCAGAGGCCCCCGGGGACUUCAAACAGAAAUGCCAAGAGCUGGUGACCUUCACCCAGAGCUGUAAGAAGUGUCUGACAGUGAUUGAGAAGAACCAUCAGGGCAUCCAGAGAACCCUGGACAGCAGUAAGACCCUACAGCACAUGGACAUGGCCCUGCUGCAGAAGAGAGUUGUUGACCUGCAGGCGUCCUCACGGGCCAUGAUCAAGGAGUCCACUGACUGGAGGAAACACAUGGAGGCCAACAGCAGCUUAAUGAAGAGGUUUGAUGAGUCCCGUGUCGAGCUGGAGAAGGUGCUCAAGGUGGCUCAGGCCUCUCUGAUGGAGAGAGGCCACCCAGAAGACCUGCUCAGAAAACACACAGAGUUCUUUGGGCAGUUGGACCAGCGGGUCCUCAAUGCGUUCCUGAAAGCGUGUGAUGAGUUGACAGACAUCCUGCCAGAACAGGAGCAGCAGACUCUGCAAGAGACAGUCAGGAAACUGCACAAACACUGGAAGGAUGUCCAGACAGAGGCGCCCUACCAUCUGCUGCAACUGAAGGUAGAGGUGGAGGGAAGCAAGCUGAUGGUCUCCCUUCAGGAGUGUCAGUCAGAGCUGACCAGGGAGAACAGACACCUGGCUGGCAUGGGGAGCGAGAGGCUGGUCAAGGAACACAGGGGCUUCUUCAGAGAGAAGGGUCCUCAGUCUCUGUGUGAGAAGAGACUACAGCUGAUGGAGGAACUGUGUCAGAAGCUCCCGGACAGAGACCCAGCCCACCAGACUCUGGACAGCUCUAAGAAGGCCUACUCUGAACUCCGGGAGGAGAUAGACAGCACCCAUCACAAACUGAUGCAUCACCCUGACAAGUGGAAGGACUUUAACACUAGGUUCUCUGAGCUGUCAGCCUGGCUGUCGUCUAAAGAGAGCCAACUCAGACUGCUGAGGAAGCGAGCCAAUGACCCCAGCAAGUACGGACAGGUCAAGUCCACCAUUACAGAGCUGAGGAACGAUGCAGAGCUGCAGGAGGGGAACCUGGGCUGGCUAAAAUCCCGUCUGGCUGUGCUGAUAGAGAUCUCCUCUGAGACAGAUGCACAGAGGCAGGCUGGGGCCCUGAAUAAACUUUCCACCAACUUCAAGGGCCUCCUCUUCUAUCUAACUGAGUCUGAGAAGUUGGUGCUGGCGGUGGGGGACUGUGUGCAGUUCAGGGAGGAGGUGCGUGGUACGCUGGAUGAGCUGGUGCAGGGUCAGCAGGAGGUACACCAGGAAGUGACCAGGAUACUGGACUCUGAGACUGUCAGGGAGGCCCAGCAACUGCUCCAGGUUCACCAGCAACAGCUGAAGCGUCUGCGGAUGAAGAGAAAGGAUGUGCAGCAGCAGAUCACCAGGGGCCAUCAGCUACAGGCUGAGGAGGGGCUGGGGGAGACCUUACAGCAGGACCUACAGAGUCUGGAGACAACACUCAGCAAGAUGGACCACACCAUGGACUCACAGGAGCAGGAGUUAGAGGUGACCCUGUCUUCGUGGCAGGAGUUUGACAGCCAGCAGAGGGCAGUGCAGGAGUUUGUUACAAGGGCCCGCUCUGUCGUGGACAGAGACCUCAACUACAGCAGCCCAGAGAGCCUGGCUACUGAUCUGGACCAGGCCAGGGUCCUUUUAAAGCAGAGUGACGCAGAAGCCUCCACGGUGAACACCUUGUUAAGGAAGGCAGCAGAGAUCCAGCUCGGCCCAAAGAACAGCACCCUGCUACAGAAGCAAGCCCGCUCCCUCAGUGAACAACUGGACAAAGUGGAGGCUGGCCUCAAGAAAGAUGUCAAGGCUCUUGAUGGGAUGAAGACUCAGUGGGACCGGUUCGGGACAGAGUUUGAGGCCUUCUCCUCGUGGAUCUCUGAGAAGGAGAAAGAGCUGGAUGCUCUAAAGAGUUCUGCUGCUCCACUUGGACAACAGAUCAACACAGUCAAGGCGGUGGGUGUGGAGCUGGGGGACAGGGCGGAGGUGUUCUCCCAGCUAGAGGCAGACUCCCAGGCUCUGGCCCAGUUUAUCUCCUCUGGGGAGGCAGCCCGCAUCAAGGCCCGGCUCACCCAGAUUGGCAGGUACUGGGAGGAGCUGAGAGAGAGUGUAGACCAGUUAAAUGGACAGCUACAGGAGAGCUCCUCCACACAGCACCGCUUCCACACCAGCCUUGAAGAGGCCCAAACAACUCUUGGUGAUCUCCACGAGAAACUGGACCAUCCUGUCACUUCCUGUACCUCCUCGUCAGAGACCUACAAAGGACUCCAGAACCACAUGGAUGUGUGCCAGAGCUUGGAGAGGCUGAAGGCAGCCUUCUUGUCCCUGUCUGCUGGGGCACGUAGACUCAGUGACAGGGAGCAGGCUGAGAGGGCCGUGGCUGCUCUACAGACCAGCUACGACCAGAGUCUACGGCAGGCCAAGGACAAACAGAACACACUGGAGAAACUGCUGUCUCUAUGGCAAAAGUAUGAGAAGGAUCGUUCUAGCUUCGUAUCCUGCUUGGAGAGAUGUGAGUCUACAUCCAAACCUGAGAGCCAUUGCCUGCCUGCAGAUAAAACAAAGCUACAGAGUGAGCUGCGAGACUUGCAGGAUUUGCAGUAUGAGGUGGUGUCGCUGGAGCCCCUCCAUACUGGCCUGGUGACCUUAGGAACAUCUCUGUACCCCACUGCUCCAGUGGAGCGGGCAAGGGAGCUUAGAGAGGACCUGGAGCAGCUGAAGAAGAGAUGGAGCUCCCAGAAUGAACUCAUCCCUCACAGAAUCCAGGAGCUCCAGAGCCACCUGUCCCAGGUGGAGCAGUUUGACCAGGCCCUACAUACGUUUUCUCAGUGGAGUGAGACGCUCCUCUCCAACCUACACUCAGCUUCCCAGGUCAACAUCACUGACCUGCAGCCUGCUGUGGCCCAAGUCAAGGAGACUCUGGCUGCACUUCAGAAGCAGAGCGGUGUGAGGGAGAGCCUGGAGCUUCAGACAGAGGGUCUGUGUGCCUCGUGUGAUCCCCAAGAUGCUCAGUUCCUCCAGGGGAGACAGGGGAGCUGCCUACAGCCCUACCUGGAGGCCCAGCAGCUGGCUGAAGUCCGGCUGGACUGCUUGGAGAAUCUAGAGGCCUUGCUGGAGACCCACGGUGCAGCUGCAGGGCUACUACAAGGUCUGAGGCAAACAGUGGAGAGCGCAGGGAGCUGGGACCGGGGUCGGGUGGAAGAGCUGCAGCGAGAACUGGAGGCCAUCGUUCCAGACAUCAGCAGACUGGAGAACCUGGCAGCCAGCUUGGACAGCAGCCUCUGUAAAGGCCACCUACACGUGGUGAGCAGCACUGCAGAGGGAGGUACCCGGACGUCGUGCCGGGCGCUGGCUGAUGGUCUCAGCGGAGAGCUAGACAUGGUGAGGAACCUGGUGGGAACCAAGCAAAGCGAGGCAGAGGCUCUGGGAGCGCUGUGGAGCUCCUUCAGGCAGAGGAAGGAGCAGCUGCUGAAGAGUGUGGAGGACAUCGAGGAGAAGGCGGACCACCAGAGCCUCAGAGAACCCAGCCCACUUGCCCUGCAGCAGAGGCUGCGGUUCUUCAACCAGCUGGAGGAUGAGCUCCAGUCUCACCAACACGAGGAGCAGUGGCUUAGGGACAAGGGCCAGCAGCUAGCCCAGAGAGAUGCAGAGCUGGCUGGGGAGGUUCUCCGAGAAAUCAGCCUCCUGGAAACCACCUGGGAGGACACCAAGAGACUCAUCACUGACAGACAGGAGCAGUGCAGUGUUCUGGUGGAGCUGAUGAGAGAGUAUCAGAGCUUGAAGACGUCCAUAACAACCAUCACAGAGAACACUGAGGCUGUGGCUGACAUUGGUUCUGCUCUUGAGGACCAUGAGGAGACCAAGAGAGCGCUGUCUAAGCAUGAAGCAGCGAAGGCGGAGACAUCAGCCAGGCAGAGUGAGCUCGACCAAUUUUCCAGUAAAGGGAAGCAGCUGUUGAGUGAGCUGAAGAAGAUCUCAGACUGUGAGACCCAGCUAAUGAGGAAGGACAUGGAGACACUGGUGGACCAGUGGCUCGAUGUGUUGGAGAGGGUUGAAGACAACAUUGAACAUCUGAUCCAGAGCUUGGCGUUAUGGGAAGAUGUACGCCAAAUCAGCGAGGAGAUCGAGGGAUGGACAACCAACUCUGUGAUGGAACUCAGUGAGAGCCUGAACAACCUCAACGACAGCCAGAGGAUGGAGACCAAACUCUCUGCAUUACAGGUGGAGAUGGGGAAAAACGAGCACAAGCUUGUAAACCUGCAAGGGAAAGUGUCAGAACUGAAGCAUCUCAGCCGGAGCCAGGAAACGCCAUCCAAACUACAGGUGCUGGAAGCCGACUUGAGGAAGAAGAUGAGCCAGGUGCAGAAGCUGUGUGAGCAGGCCAGGGGAAACCUCCGGGACUUCAGCUCCCAGAGGAAGCAGCUAGAGGACUACAUUACUCAGAUGUCUGAUUGGCUUAAGAGCAUGGAGCAAUCCCUGACGAGCUCACCGAUUGGCUCUGACCCAGAGGACAUCUGCAGAGUCAAGGACCUCCAGAAGGACCUCCAGAACCAGCAAGGCAGCAUAGAUUCCACCAGGGAGAGCCUGAACACUCUGUGUCGGAAGUACCCUUCUGAGGAGCUGGCUGGGCUGGGCAGUGCCCUCACUGACCUCAUCAAGAGCUACGAGUUUGUCAACCAGCUGUCCUCCAGGACCCUGGCCUCCCUGCAGCACGGCCUGCAAAAACACUUCAAUGACCUGGUUCGGGAGUUCCACAGCUGGCUGUCUGGGCAGAGGGAGGUAGUGAAGGAGUGCUCUGACCGAUCAGGAGACACUAGCAUCGUGGAGCGCAAACUCCAGAAGCUAAAGGGGGCUCUGGAGCGUGUGGAGGAAGGGGAGGUGCGUCUGACUCAGGUGUGUGAGGAAGGGGAGAAGCUCCUUCUCCAUCUCCCUAAGGCCAGCGCUGGCCAGGUGCAGCAUCACCUCUCCUCCAUCCAGCAGGACUGGGACCGCUUCGUAGAGCAGUGUAGACUCAACCAACAGGCCCUGGAGGACAGCACUGCACAACUAAAUGGGUUUGAGAGCCGUCUGAAGAGGCUGAAGCGUUGGCUGGAGCACAUGGAGCAGAGGCUGAACACAGAACUGCCUGAGGAGAAACACAGGGACCCUGAGAAGGCAACACUGGAGAGGGUGGAGGGAUACCACCAGGACGUGCUCAAAGAAAGGGACUCGUUCGAGCGACUGUGUCAGGAGUCGCAGGCCCUGAACGAAGGUGGACGGGGCGACGGUGGCGAGACGCGGGCGGCUGCGGGGCUGCAGUCUCAGCACCAAGGUCUGCUGCGGAGGGUGAAGGAGAGGCUGCGGAGCUGCCAGAUGACCCUACAGGAACAGCAGGCAUUUGAGGAGACCCUGCAGAGCACCUGGUCCUGGCUGAACGGUGUACAGGAACGACUGGGGAGCCUCAACAGUACACUGGGGAACAAGGAGAAGCUGGAGAAGAGGCUGGGACUUGUACAGGACAUUCUGCUGAUGAAGGGCGAGGGCGAGGUGAAGCUGAACAUGGCGGUAGGGAAGGGCGAGCAGGUCCUGAAGCACAACAGUGUGGAGGGACAGGAGGCCAUCCGCUCCCAGUUACAGAACCUGAAGGACGCCUGGGCCAACAUGCUCAUGACCUCCAUGAGUUGUCACAGUCGUCUGGAGUGGACGGUGGCCCUGUGGAGUAGCUACCAGGAGAGUAAGGGUCAGCUGCAGCAGUGGAUGGAGUCUGUAGAGCAGGAGGUGGGUCUGGCGCUGGCCCAGCAGCCAGGCCUGAAGGAAAAGGCUUCUCUCCUGGAGCGUCUCAGAGCCCUGCAGGCUGACGUGGAGGCUCAUACAGCACCACUGGGCAGGCUGACAGAGAAGGCUGCAGAGCUGCAUGAGAAGACAGGCGACCAGGCCUUCGGACCAGAGCAGAGAAUGGAGCUCAAUGCGCACUUUGCUGAUAUCACCGCUGUCGUCAAGGGUAAGGUUCACGCCAUGGAGAACAUAGUGACAGAGCAUGAGCACUACCUGGAAGCUGUGAGGGACUUCAAUGAUUGGCUGACCUCUGCCAGGGAGGAGCUCCAGCGCUGGUCGGAUCUGUCAGGAGACUCCACCUCUGUAAAGAGGAAGCUCGCCAAAGUUCGGGAGCUGAUAGACUCCAGGCAGUGUGGCCGAGAGCGUCUCAGCCGGGUGCAGCGUUGUGGGGCUGCAGCGAGGGACCACACGGGCUCCGGGGGCUUCGAGGCAGUGGAGAGGGAGGAGGCAGCCCUGCUGUCUGCCUGGGAGCACUGGGAGCGUGGGGCACUGCAGACCAGGGCAGGCCUGGAGACUGCGCUCUCUCAGAUCGCCAGCUCAGAACAGGAGUUUAACUGCUUGGCUGCUCAGCUGGAGCAGGACCUGCAGGAGUUUAGCAGUCAGCUGCAGGAGUGGAGAGACAGACUCUCUCAGACCGAGGGGAAAAACAGUGGGGAGGAGGCUGUGCAGGGCUGGCAGAUUGCAAAAGACACUCUGGAUGGCCUGGUUAAAGUGGAGCCCAUGUCAGACAGUCUGAAGUCCCAGCUCAACGACCUAUGGCGGUUCUCCAGGGACCUGGGCACUCAGUCAGAGAGAGUGUCCUGCCUCAUCAAGGAGUACAACAGUCUGAGCCUGCAGGCCUCCAGAGAAUGCCAGAGCAAAGAGAAGCUUCUGGAGCAGAGGUUCCGUGCCACUUUCCGAGAGUUCCAGCAGUGGCUGGUUAACGCCAAGAUCAUCACAGCCAAGUGCUUUGACAUGCCUCAGAACCUCAGCGAGGCCUCCUCCAGCCUGCAGAAGAUACAGGAGUUCCUGAGUGACAGGGAACAGGGCCACUCCAAGCUGAAUGCUGUGGUGCUAAGUGGUGAGCUGGUGGUCAGUAUUGCUGCCAAAGACCGAGUGGACGCUGUCCGGGCCAAGAUUAGCAGUGCCAGAGAGGACUGGAAGACUCUGAUGUCCAACCUGCACCAGAGGGAGACUGCAUUACAGAACCUCCAGUCUCAGAUGAAGGACUUUGAGGCGAGUGCGGAGCCCCUUCAGGAGUGGCUGCACGGGACAGAGGUUGCUGUACAGGAGAGCAGCACACGACUCCACGACCUCACAGCUAAAAAGCAGGAGUUGCACAAGCUGCAGUCUGUGCUCGAGGAGUUAGCCUCUCAAGAGGUUCAGCUGAUCAGGCUCAAAGAGAAGGCCCAGCUACUGUGGGACGGACACGCGGCCGGAAAGGGCUUUGUCCACCGUGUCUCACAACUCUCUGCACAGUACCUAGCUCUAACCAACAUGACCAAGGAGAAGGCUUCUCGUAUCGACCGGAUUGUCACCGAGCACCAGGUGUUCUCCCAGGGGCUGAAGGAGCUGCAGAACUGGGUGGCCGACACCAGCCACAUGCUGCAGACCUACUGCACCCCCACAGCAGACAAGAACGUCCUGGACAGCAGGGUGAUCAAGCUGGAGGCUUUGCUGACAGCACGUCAGGAGAAGGAGAUCCAGCUGAAGAUGCUGGUCACCAGGGGAGAGUCUGUCCAGAGGAACACCUCAGUAGAGGGAGUACCAGUAGUCCGCAAGCACAUCCAGGACCUCAAAGACUCCUGGGAUGCCCUGCUUUCCGCCUCCAUCCAUUGCAAAAGUCAGUUGGAGGGAGCCCUUUCCCAGUGGACCAGCUACCAGGAGGACGUGCUUCAGUUUGUGGGCUGGGUGGAGCAUGUUGAGGAGAGCCUGGACCCAACAGACAAACAGUUCUCCGAGAUGAGAGACAAAACUGCCAACCUGGGUAAAGCCAAGCUUCUCUAUGAGGAGGUGCUGAGCCACAGCAGUCUGCUGGACACCAUCACUAUGAAGGGAGCCAACAUGGCCGAACAUUACGUCACACAGCUAGAGCUCCAGGACCUGCAGGAACGAUACAACACCGUCAAGGACAACGCCAAGAGUACGAUGGGGAAAGCAGAGGAGCUUGUGCAGGCCCACCAGGAGUACCAGAGAGGCCUGCAUGUGUUUGAGGCGUGGCUGGAGCAGGAGCAGGAGAAGCUGGGCUGCUACACACAGCUAGAGGGAGAUGUGGAAACCCUGGAGGAGACGCUUCAGAAACUACAGGAGCUGCAACUCCAGUGCACGGAGGGCCAGGCCCUGCUCAACACCCUGCUAGACAGUAGAGACCAGGUUGUGCCAUGGGGGGUCCCUCAGAUCGAGGACCGGGUCCUGGAGACUGUGCAGCAAGACUGGCGGUUGUACCAGGGGAGGCUGGGAGACACCAGGGGCCAGCUCAACAGUGCCCUGGCCAAGCUCCGCCAGAUGGAGCAGAAGUUUCAGCGUCUGGACAGCUGGCUGAAGAGCAUGGAGAGCAAGGGUUGGCAGGAGGAGGUGCUGGUGUACCAGGAGGAGGUGGAGGGUCUGAGUGUUCUAGCCCAGCAAGUGUUGGACGAGACCCACAUCAGCAGCCGGGUCAGCACCAGAGCUACCCAGCUCACCGCCCGCUACCACGCCAUGCUACUGCACCUACUGGAGAGCAUCAAGCAGCUGCAGGAGGAGGUGUAUUGCAUAGAGGAGGCCCAGAGUGUGUUCAGUACCUUCUCUGAUUGGCUGAGCUCUGCCAAGAACAACUUCAGCACCGUGGCCAUCAGCAUCGACGUAGUGGACCGUGUUGCCAUGGAGAGGAAGAAGAAGAAACUGGAGGCUCUGCAGGGUGACAUGGAGCAAGGCCACAGCUUCCUGAGGACGAUGCGUGAGAAGACGGAGCGAGCCAUGGCCUUCCUGGAGGAACCAGAGGCAGACCAGCUGAGGGAGGAGGUGGACGCCCAUCUCUCCCAACUAGAGGGCCUGAUGGUUGGGCUACGCACUGAACACAGCUCCCUGGAGAAAUGCAUCUCCCUUUCCAAAGACUUCCUGGACAAGUACAAGGCCCAGGCUCAGUGGCUCACAGAGACCAAGGCUCUGCUAGGGAUGCCUGUUGAACCCAAAGCUGAGCUCUAUCAGAAGAAGGCCCAGUUAGCCAAAUACAAGACGAUCCAGCAGACAGUGCAGUCUCACGAGUCAGCGGUGAGGUCUGUGGUUGAGAAAGGAGAGGCUCUGCUGGAUUCGGUCCGCGACCCUACCAUCAGGGACAACAUGAGCAGACUACAGACAGACUACCAGGACCUCUGCACUGCAGCCAGGGCAAUCAUGGAGGAGAUAGCUAGCUUCGAGGAGCGCCUGACCAGUCUGAAGGAGAAGGGAGAUGACCUGAUGUCCAACUGUACUACAGACCAGGUGCAGGCUAAGAUCAGCCAGCAGGUCCAGGCUCACCAGCAGGGCACCAGAGACAGUUACUCAGCCAUCUGCAGCACCGCACAGCGUGUGUACCAAAGUCUUGACAGGGAGCUGCAGAAACAUGUCAGUCACCAGGACACUCUGCAGCAGUGCCAGACCUGGCUCUCCACUGUCCAUGAGGAGCUCCGGCUGCGUUGUCAACCUCCCUCUGGCCUGCAGGAGGCCCUCAAACAGGUGAAGCACUACAGGGCUCUACAGGAGCAAGCCAGUACAUACCUGGACCUGGUGUGUUCUGUGUGUGACCUAUCUGAUGAUGCUGUGAGAGUCACUGUUGCUGAGGUCCAGCGGGUCAAACACACGAUCGAGGAGAGGAUGUCUAGCUCCCAGGAGCUGUCGGAGGGCUGGAAGGAGAUAAAGGAGCAGAAGCAGGAGCUGUCUGGUCUGUUCCAGGACAUGGAGCAGCAGCUCCUCAGUCUCUCCAGAAGACCAGCCGAGCUCGAGACCAAGAUCGCCCACAACAUGCUCACCCAGGCCAAGGAGUUCAGCAAUCAGCUGCAGAGUAAACAAGCCACCCUAACCAGGAUGACAGAGAGUGUGAAUCGUCUGACUGAGGGCCAGGCCAGCCCGGAGCAUGGGGAAGUAGGGCGUCUGAGCCACUCCUGGCUGGAGCUGUGUCACCAGGCUAACAGGCUGCAGGAUCAGAGGCAGGAGGACCUGCAGAGGACCCAGGAGUACCACGACUGCAUCACAGCCAUGGAGGCACUGUUUGAGCAGGUGUCCAAGGAGUGGGACAACCUGGCCAGGACUGAUGCUGAAAGUUCAUCUGAGCACUUGGAGGCGUUGAAAAAACUUUCCGUGGCUCUCAGAGACCAGAAGGGAACUCUGGAGGACCUGAAGGACCAGAGGCAGAAAGUCAUCUACCAUCUGAAUCUUGACGAUAAAGAGCUGGUCAAAGAGCAAAUCGGCCACUUCGAGCAGCGCUGGGCUCAGCUACAGAGCCUCAUCGACAGGAAGAUCCAGGACUCGGUGCUGACCCUGGAGGACAUGGCCCAGGUGGAGGCCCGUCUGAGGGAGGCCAGGGAGUGGGCCGAGGAGCAGCAGCCUGCCCUGUCUGAAGCCAUGAAGAUGAGUCCUCCUCCAGAGUUGUCCCAAAGCUUCCUGUUUGACCACCUCAGCAUCUGCAGUGAACUGGAGGCUAAGCAGCUGCUUCUGGCUCAGGCCAUGACCGACGCUGACCGCGUCCUGGCUCACCUGGGGCUCAACGAGCGCCAGCGCCUGCAGCAGCUCAUCUCAGACACCCAGGCUGAGGUGGAGUCACUCAGUGUGAAGGUGGCCCAGAGGAGGAAGCACCUCAGCAAGGCCUUCACAGAGAGAACACAGUUCCUGCAGGCUGUCAACCAGUCCAUCACCUGGGUCCAGCAGAAUGAGAAGAAGGCCCAGGCAGAGGAGUACAUCGCCCUGCUACCUGACGACCUGGCCAAGCAGGUGCGAACCUGCAGGAACAUCCAGAGCAGCCUAAAGGCCUACCAGAGCGAGCUGACCUCCCUGUGGUCCCAAGGCAGAGACCUGAUGAGGGACGCCACCGAGGACGAGAAGGCUGAGAUGCUCACCAAGCUGCAGGAGCUGCAGAACAUCUUUGAGAAGGCCCUGCAGAAGUGUGGCCAGAGGCUCCAGGAGCUGGAAAAGGUGCUUGUCUCCAGAAAGUACUUCAAGGCAGACCUGGAGAAGACAUGUCAGUGGUUGAAACAGGCAGACAUAGUGACCUUCCCUGAGAUUAACCUCAUGAAUGGUGACUUGGAGCUGAACGUGCAGCUGUUGAAGUACCAGCAGAUAGUAGAGCAGGCGAUGGAAUAUGAAAACCUCCUACUGAUCGUCCAGAGAGCUGGUCAGGAGAUCCUGCCCACUCUGAAUGAAGUGGACCACUGUUACUUGGACGAGAAACUCAAUGCUCUCCCACAGCAAUACAAUAGCAUACUAGCUCUGGCCAAAGAGAAACAGGAGAAGAUUGAACAGGCCAUUCUAUCCAGAAAGGAGUAUGCCUCCUUCAUAGAUGUAACACAUCAUGCAUUGAAGGAGCUUGAGGAGCAGUUCCAUAACUUGGGGACUCAGCCUGUCGGUCUACAGACAGAGGAGGUUGUCAGUUUACAGAACAAUUACAAAGCUCUUCAGGUAGAUCUGAGCAACCUUGGUCUGGCUGUCAGUGAACUAAACCAGAAGAAAGAAGGAUUCCGAAGCACCGGUCAACCCUGGCGGCCUGAAGAGAUGACCCAGCUGGUGAGCCUCUACAAUGGGCUCAAGAGGCUCAUCGAACAGCGGGUGGAGCACCUCGACGACACGCUGGAGUCCUUCGAGGACCACAAUGCCAUGGCCAUGCAGGUAGACUCAGAGCUGAAGGCUACCAAAGAACAGCUGGUCAAGGUCAACGCAGAGACUCAGUCGGCGGAGGAGAGGCUGAAGAACUACCAUUCCCUGGCCGGGAGUCUCCAGAGCGCCAGCUCUCAUCUUUCCAGACUCAUGGAGCAGAUGGACAACCUGGCUCCUCAGCUGGACCAGGCUGCCCACGAGGCCUCCAGAGAACAGGUGGUCUUGUGGCAGGAGGAGCUGCAGUCCCUGCAGUCUGCCGUAGGGGAGCUGAUAGUGGAGUGUGAGAAUAGGUUUGUCCAGAGUAAAGACUUUGAGACGGAGGUGAAGCGGACCCUGGACUGGCUGCAGCAAAUCAGGGAUGAGCUGGACUGUGCUGUGGUGGUGGACGUGAGGGUAGAGAAGGUCCAGGAGGAGAUCAGGAAGCAGCAGAUUAUGCAGGAAGAGGUCCAGUCCAGGCUGAGGAUUGUGGCUGCCCUGAGCAGCAGGGAGAAACAGAAGUACACCAGCGCCAAUGAGCUGGUCCCAGCCCACGUUGACUUGAGCUUGGAGGAGAUGGCCAAACUACAGGCUGAUGUCCAACAGGCUCUGAGCUCCAAACAGAUCACCCUGGAGCAGGCCUUAGCGUUGUGUCAGAAGUACCACUUCCGGAUGCAGUCAGCGUGUGAGUGGCUGGAGGACGCAGUGGCCUUCCUACAGCUAGCCAGCCUGGGGGUGGACGUAGAGAACUAUGAAGAAUGUCUACGCCAGCAGGAGGACAUCAUGGCCUCGGAGCAGGAGUUCUUGUGCCACCUGCAGGAGUUGGAGGCUCUGCCCCACCAGCUGGAGAACCUGGUGAACCCUACAGCCAAGGAGCAGCUUAGGCUGAGUGUGGAGUCUGCUCAGCAGAGAGGAGUGGAGGUCCGAGAUCAGCUGCAGUGUCAUCAGGACGUCCUGAUCAGCUGUGUUGCCCAGUGGAAGUCCUACCAGGAGACGAGGCAGACAGUGAUUGAACUGAUGAACGAGGCAGAGAAGAAGCUGACUGAGUUCUCCACCGCCAAGGCUGCCACCUUUCUGGAGGCAGAGGAGAAGCUCAGGAGUCAUAGGUCCCUGGUGUCGAUGGUGAAUGGGUUCCAGGAGAAGCUGACCGGGCUGGAGGAGCAGGCAUCCCAGCUGGAGCUGGUGGGUAGUGACGCCAGCAAGGCCACCAUCAGCCGCUCCAUGACCACGGUGUGGCAGCGCUGGACCCGGUUACGCAGCGUAGCACGAGGGCAGGAGAGGGUCCUAGAGGACACCGCCCAGGAGUGGAGGACCUUCAGAGAGAAGAUGGUGAAGCUGAGGAACAUGGUGGACGAGCUCCAGAGCCGUGUGAUAGACUGUGCUGUGGAGAAGGCCUCCAAGGCUUCCUUACAGUCUGUGUUGGACCAGCAUGAGCUGCUGAUCCAGGACAUGGAGAGGGAGCUGUCCUCCCUCACCCUGCUGCGUCAGUACGCCCUCAGCCUGCUCCAUGACGUGGAGGUCCCCUCACCUUCCCCCACCUCCGAACAGGACGAACUGCCCAGUCUCAAGGAGAUCAGAGCUGUACAAGACCGCAUGGAAAGUCUGCUGCAGCAGGCGCGUACCAAGCGUAGCCAGGCUGGGAUGGAGCUGAGGGAUAGAGAGGAGGUGGAGAAGAACCUGAGUGUGGUCAAAGCCUGGAUCCAGGAGACCAGGGAGCUGCUUCUCAACCCUACCCCAGAUAUAGAUGCUCUGCUGCAGGAGCUGGAGGUGGUGCACAGUGAUGUGAUCGGGUACCGUCAGCAUUUGGAUAAGAUAGCAGAGCAGCAGCAGAGCAAGUAUCUGGACCUGUACACCAUCCUGCCCUCGGAGAUCUCCAUGCAGCUGGCUGAGGUGUCCCUCGCACUGGGGGCCAUCGAGGACCAGGUUCUAUCCAAAGAGAGAGAGAUUCAGAAGACGAGAGACAUCAAGGAGGACUUCAGCUCCAGGAUCCAUGACGUGUCGGAGAAGAUGAAAGCCAUCUCCGCCAGACUCAAAGACAAAGCCAGCGAUGUCGAACACACUAAAGACGAGACCAAGUGCCUUUGUGAUGACCUGGAGAGCUGUCGUCGGACUCUCUCAGAGCUGGAUGCUGCAGUCCAGGAGUUCAGCAGACGGAACCCCAUCUUGGCCAAACAGCUGAGCGAUGCCAUAGUCAAGUUAGGAGACAUCCACCACCACACUGCCCGACUGGCCGAGUGUAGAACCAUCUGGCUCAAAAAGGCCGAUGCCCACCUAGAGGAGUACAGUGAGAUGCUGGACUUCAUAGUGAGGUGGUCGGAGAAAGCCAAGGGCCUGGUGAGGGCCAACAUCAUCUGGAACUCCUCCCCUCAUCUGCAGGAACAAAUAAGGAUGUACCAGUCUGUGCUGCGCGAGUCCCGGGAGCUCCAUGGGGACCUGCAGGCCAUGGGAGAGAAGGUGGAUCUGCUGUCUGAGGUGCUGCAGACGGAGAACAUGUCCCAGCAGGUGUGUGAGCUCAGCCGCCACACCGAGGAGCUCCAGCAGACCGUCAGGACACGCCUGCAGAGCCUACAGGACGCAGCCAAGAGUAUGGAGCGUCUGGAGUACGAGGUGAAGACCCUACAUGUUGCUCUGGAACAGGUCCAAGCUACACUGACCUCUCCUGAGCUGGCCCGACAGAGUCUCAAGGAACAACUGGCCCAGAGACAGCGUCUUCUGUCGGAGAUGGAGGGCUUCAAGCAGCAGGUGCAGGCGGUGCAGCUGUGUCAGAGCGCCCUGCGCGUCCCAGAGGAGGUGAUGCCUGGCCUGGCUAUCUGUCGCACGGCACUGGGCCUACAGCAGGAGGCCAGCCAGCUGCAGCAUGUCGCAAUACAGCAGUGCAACAUUCUACAGGAGGCUGUUGUGCAGUAUGAGCAGUAUGAGCAGGAGGUGAGGCACCUCCAGGGGCUGAUAGAGGACGCCCACAGAGUCAUCCAGGACCGACCCAUUCCCACCAGCAACAUCCAGGAGCUGCAGGCUCAGAUUCUACACCAUGAGGACCUGGCCCAGAAGAUCAAGGGUUACCAGGAGCAGAUAGCCAGUCUGAACUCUAAGUGUAAGAUGCUUGCUGUGAAGGCCAAGCACGCCACCAUGCUGCUCACUGUGAGUGACACUGAGGCGACGGGGCUUACUGAGGAGGACCUGGAUGGAGACACACACAAACCCUCUGUAGUCAUGAUGACAGCUGGCCGCUGUCACACCCUCCUGUCCCCUGUCACGGAGGAGUCUGGGGAGGAGGGCACCAACAGUGAGAUCUCCUCUCCUCCUGUCUGUCGCUCCCCCUCUCCCAUCACUCACUCCCAGAUGGGACUGGGACGAGCCACCCUCACCAGAGCCCCCAUACAGGAGCUAUAUGACCCGACAUUUGAAUCUGUGGCCAACUUCGAUGACCUGCAACGCUCCUGGGAGACCUUGAAGAAUGUGAUCAGUGAGAAGCAGAGGACUCUGUACGAAGCGCUGGAGAAGCAGCAGCGCUACCAGGGUUCUCUCCAGUCUAUCUCCUCUAAGAUGGAGUCCUUAGAGGCCAAACUCAAUGAGCCACUGGAGGCUGACAGGAGCACAGACAGUCAUAUGGAAGCCCAUAAGGCCAUGGGUGAGGAGAUCCAGAGUCUGCAGGAGGAUAUAGACAAGCUGCAGACCAGCUUCUCAGAGGAGCUGGGUACUGAUGCUGUGGACUCGGACACGGCCGACCAGCUAGCCAUGCAGUCCACCCUCACUGUCCUGGCUGAGAGGAUGGCCACCAUACAUAUGAAGGCCACAGGGAAACGACAGCUUCUGGAGGAGCGUGCAACUGACCAUCUAGAGGAGCAGCGUCAAGAGCAGGCCUUACAACACUACCUCGACCAGGCUGACCAGAUGGACCAAUGGCUGCUCAGCACCCGCUCUGCACUCACAACCUUCCUCCAUCCCAGCGUUAAGGAGGAUGAGGAGGACAUGGAGGAGCAGCUCAUAGACUGCCAGAACAUGCUGCAGGAGAUUGAGCAGAAGGUGGUGGCCCUGUCGGAGCUGACCAUGCGGAGCGAGAGUCUGUUGCUGGAGGGGAGGCAGGAGACGCGGAUGGACAUGAGGGAGGACGCUGAGCAGCUGGCCAGGAAGCUGCGGACGCUGAAGGGAAGUCUGCUGGAGCUGCAGAAGAUGCUGCAGGACAAACACAUCAACAUCCAGGGCUUCCUGCAGGAUCAGGAGGACAAUCAGUCUGACUCUAGCCUGUCUCCGGGGCCCAGUGUACAGGACUGGCUGGCCCAGGCACGUACCACACGCUCACAACAUCACCAGGACAGCCUCCAGAGACAGAGGGAGCUGGAGGAGCAGCUAGCAGAGCAGAAGAAGCUGCUCCAGUCAGUAGCCAGUAGAGGAGAGGAGAUCCUGAUCCAGCAGGCCUCACCCAGCAGUGUCAGGUAUGGCCGUGAAACACCCUUCUCUCCGGAGCUCCUGCAGGAGAGAGAGACCCGGGCUGCCCAGCAGCAGAUGAGACAGAGGUGGGAGAGCCUGAGGAAAGAGCUCAGUACCAAACUCCAGCUCCUACAGAAAACCCUGGAGCAAUACAACAAGCAACCGGUUUACUCCAGAACGGCCAGAGUGACCACCGCUGGGACCCUGUUUAAAGGAGAGACAGAUAAAACAGAGGACAAGUCUUCACUGAAGACGUUAUAUGAUGGUUUCAGCCAGACAAUGGAGGAGAUGUCUUCUCAGACUGGGGCCUCUGAGGGCCAGGUGAUGCCAAUGGAGCAGCAGCUCUACCAAGCCGUGUCAGCUACCUCCUCCUGGCUGGAUGAUGUAGAGAACACCCUCUUCUCUGGUGCUGUGCUGCUGGCCGAGAACGCUGAGACACAGCUACAAAACCAGGAGGCCUUAGGGAAGGAUGUCAGUGAGGUGAAUGGGGAGGUGAGCCACAGUCGGGGUCUCCUGGGCCAACCUACAGGGCUGUGUGGGGAGGACCAGGCCCUGCUAGAGGACACACUGGACUGUCUGACAGAGAGGCUAGGGACUAUGGACUCUGUCCUGGGGCGACGCUGUGAACACAUGAGGACCAGGAUGGAGGAACUCACUGCCUAUCAGACGGAGUCACAGCUUCUACUCACUGAUCUAACCGACACCAAGUGCCAGAUUCUUCAGACGUUGGCGGGAGCCAUGGACAGACCAGCCUCCAAACAACUUGAGGUCAUUGCUGAGGCUGAGGAGAGUUUGAGAGAGUUUGAGCGGAGGAUUACCCAGCUCAAAACCAGAGGAACAGAGCUACAGGCAGACCAGAUCUCCACCAACGAACUGCUAACGCUACAGGAUACCUACGAGGAGCUGGUGAUGACGGUGGGGUCACGGCGUAGCGGUCUGAACCAGAACAUGGCUCUGAAAGGUCAGUAUGAGAGGGCGCUACAGGAUCUGGCUGACCUGGUGGACACCGCUCAAGACAAGAUGGCUGCCGACCAGAGGAUCAUCGCCAGCUCUGUGGAGGAAGUACAGAUCCUCCUGGACAAACACAAGGAGUUCUUCCAGGGUCUGGAGUCCCAUAUGAUCCUGACAGAGACAUUCUUCAGGAAGAUCAGUGGCCUGGUGGUUCCCAGGGAGAACCAGAGUCUGAAGGAGACUCUGGCCCAGGCCCAGGGAGUCCUCAAACAGGCCCACAGGAGAGGAGUGGAACUGGAGUACAUACUGGAGACUUGGAGCCGUCUGGUGCAGGACUACCAGGCUCUGUGUAGACAGCUGGAGGCAGUGGAGGGUAGCAUCCUCACAGUGGGCCUAAUGGAGGAGACCGAGGAGAAGCUCACUGAGAGGAGCUCACUGUGUCAGAGUCUGAUGGAUAGACUGACGGAGCACCAGCACAAGCUGUACCAGGUCCUGGAGGAGGGGAAGAGGUUGCUGCUGUCCGUGUGCUCUCCUGGCCUGGAGAACCAGCUCACAAUGCUGGGGGAACACUGGCUAAGCAACGCUACCAAGGUCAACAAGGAGCUGCAGAGACUAGAGGCCAUUCUCAAACACUGGACCAGGUACCAGAAGGAGUAUGCAGAGCUAAAUGGCUGGCAGCAGUCUGCUCUAGAACGUCUGGAAAUCUGGAACACACAGGCAGACUUAGUUCCACAGGAGAUGGAGACCGUCAGGAAUCAUCUCUCUGCCUUCCUGGAGUUCUGUAAGGAGGUGGAGACUCAUUCGUCUCUGAAGUGCUCUGUGAUGACAGAGGGCAACCAGCUCAUGAGGCUGAAGAGGGUUGACACCGCAGCCCUGCGUUCUGACUUGGCCCGCGUGGACUCACAGUGGACCCAACUACUCACACGCAUCCCAAUGGUGCAAGAGAAGCUACACCAGCUUCAAAUGGAGAAGCUGGCCUCUCGCCACGCAAUCUCUGAGCUGGUCAACUGGAUGUCUCUGAUGGAGAUUGUGAUCAAGGAGGACGAGGAGAACCUGAAGGGAGCAGUGGGGUCGACUGUCAUCCAGGACUAUUUACAGAAGUAUAAGGGCUUCAGAAUAGAUGUGAUCUGUAAGCAGCUGACGGUGGACUUUGUGAACCAGUCUGUGCCCCAGAUCAGUGGUCAGGAUGUGGAAAGCAAGCGCAGCGACAAGACAGACUUUGCGGAGAGGCUUGGAGUCAUGAACCGACGCUGGCAGCUACUACAGGGACUCAUCACGGAGAGGGUCCAGUUCCUGGAGACUCUGCUGGAGGACUGGUUGGACUAUGAGAACAACAUACAGGGCCUGAAGACCUGGCUGCUCGCUCAGGAGGAGAGGCUGAAGAGGAAACACAGGAUAGAGGACCUAACCUCCAUACAGAACGCCCUCAAAGACUGCCAGGAGAUGGAGGAGGUGGUGAAGGAGAAGGAGGGUGAGGUGGAGCGCGUGGAGGAGCAGGCCUGUGCCCUCAUCCAGAACAAAACAGACGAGGCCUGUGCUGUCGUCAUGGAGACACUCCAAGCUGUCAAUCACACCUGGGCUAACCUAGAUCACCUUAUUGGGCAGUUGAAGAUCAGCCUUGUGUCAGUGCUGGACCAGUGGAGUCUGUACAAGCUGUCUUCAGAGGAGAUGAACGGGUACCUGAUGGAGGGGAGGUACUCUGUGUCUCGCUUCCGCCUCCUCACCGGCUCCCUGGAGGCUGUACAGCUACAGGUGGAGAGUCUACAGAACCUACAGAUGGACCUGGAGAAGCAGGAGAGCAGUCUGAGGAAGUUUGGCUCUGUGACACACCAGCUGCUGAAGGAGUGCCACCCGUCAGUGUCCGACAGCCUCAACAAUACCCUGAAGGACGUCAACGCUAGGUGGAGCAGUCUGCUGGAGGAGAUCUCUGAGCGUCUGAGGAGCAGUAAAGCCCUGUUACAGCUGUGGCAGCACUACAAAGAGCUGUAUGAACAGAGCUGCUCCAGCGUCCAGCUGCAAGAGGAGCAGGCUGGCCAGCUAUUGGAGACCGCCUGCAGCAAGGACAUCGCAGACGAGGAGGUGUCCACCUGGAUUCAAGACUGCAGUGAGUUGCUGCGGGCUCAGGUUCCAGUGCAGGCAUCUCUACAGGUUCUCCAGGAGCUGGGAGAUCAGCUGAAGCAACAGGUGGACACCUCUGCAGCGUCCGCCGUCCAGUCAGACCACCUCUCUCUAACCCAGCGCCUGGCCACCGUGGAGCAGGCCCUCAGCAGGCAGCUCAUUACACUACAGAUGGGAGUCCAGGACUAUGAGACCUUCAGUGAGCAGCUGGAUUCGUUGGGGCGCUGGAUGGUGGAGGCCGAGGAGGCUCUGAAGGUCCAAGAUCCCAACGGUUCUUCUGACCUGUCCAUCAUCCAGGACCGCAUGGAGGAACUCAAGAGAAAGAUUCUGAGAUUCAGUAGCAUGGCCCCUGACCUGGAACGUCUGAAUGAGCUGGGCUAUCGGCUUCCUCUUAACGACACCGAGAUCAAACGCAUGCAGAACCUUAACCGGAGCUGGUCCUCAGCCAAUGCCCAAACCACCGAGAGAUUCAGUAAACUGCAGUCGUUCCUGUUGCAGCACCAGACGUUCCUGGAAAAGUGUGAGACUUGGAUGGAGUUCCUGGUACAGACGGAGGAGAAGCUAGCCGUGGGGAUCUCUGGGAACUACCAGAGUCUGAUGGAGCAACAGAGAGCACACGAGCUAUUCCAAGCUGAGAUGUUCAGUCGUCAGCAGAUCCUUCACUCCAUAAUCAGUGAUGGCCAGAGGAUGCUGGAGCAGGGACAGGUGGAUGAAAGAGAUGAAUUCAACCUGAAGUUGGCACUGCUGAGUAACCAGUGGCAGGGUGUGGUGCGUCGCACCCAACAGAGGCGGGGUAUCAUCGACAGCCUAGUCCGCCAGUGGCAGCGCUACAGGGAGAUGGCAGAGAAGCUGAGGAAAUGGCUGGUGGAGGUUUCUCACCCGGCCGAGGCCCUACAGGUUGGGAUGCCCGUACCCCUGCAGCAGGCCAGAUCCAUGCUGGACGCAGUUCAGCUGAAAGAGAAGGUCCUACAGCGGCAGCAGGGCAGCUACAUCCUGACGGUGGAGGCUGGGAAGCAGCUUCUCCUGUCUGCAGACAGCAGGGUGGAGGUGUCUCUGCAGGGAGAGCUCACAGGCAUCCAGGGCCGCUGGAGACACGCCAACAUCUGCCUGGAGGAACAGAGGAGAGAGCUGGCCAACCUGAUAAAGGACUGGGAGAGAUGUGAGAGAGGCAUAGAGGGUUCUCUGGAGAAGCUGAGGGCGUUUAAACGGCAGCUCUCUCAGCCCCUCCUUGAUCACCACGAGGACCUGCAGGCUGAACAGAUGCGCUGCAAGGACUUGGAGAACACGUUUGACGGCUGGACAGAAGACCUAGCCCACCUGACGGUGCUGAGGGAGUCCCUGUCUAGCUACAUCAGUGCUGAGGACCUGUCUGUUCUACAGGAACGUAUAGAGCUGCUGCACCGCCAGUGGGAGGAGAUCUGUCACCAGCUAUCCCUUCGACAGAAUCAGGUGAGUGAGAAGCUGAAUGAGUGGGCCGUGUUUAACGAGAGGAACAAGGAGCUGUGUGACUGGCUUACCAACAUGGAGAGCAAGGUGUCCCAGAAUGGAGACAUCAGCAUCGAGGAGAUGAUCGAGAAGCUACGCAAGGACUACCAGGAGGAGAUAGAGGUGGCUAAGGAGAACAAGCUGCAGCUGCACAAGAUGGGUGAGCGCCUGGCCAGGGCCAGCCACGAGACCAAGGCCUCUGAGAUAGAACACAAACUCAGCAAGGUGGGCGAGCGCUGGCAACACCUGCUGGACCUCAUCGGAGCCAGAGUGAAGAAGCUGAGGGAGACUCUGGUGGCAGUGCAGCAGCUGGAUAAGAACAUGAGUAGUCUGCGGUCCUGGCUGGCCCACAUAGAGACUGAGCUAUGCAGACCCAUCGUCUAUGACACCUGUGAUUCCCAGGAGAUACAGAGGAAGCUGGACCUGCAGCAGGAGCUUCAGCGUGACAUAGAGAAGCACAGUACAGGUGUGGCGUCUGUGUUGAACCUGUGCGAGGUGCUGUUGCAUGACUGCGACGCUUGUGCCACGGACACAGAGUGUGAAUCUAUCCAGCAGGCCACUCGCAGCCUGGACCGCCGAUGGAGGAGCAUCUGUGCCUUGUCCAUGGAGAGAAGGCUCAAGAUUGAAGAGACAUGGCGUUUAUGGCAGAAGUUCUUAGAGGACUUUGCACAUUUUGAGGAGUGGCUAGUGACCUCAGAGAAGACUGCUGCUCUGCCCAACUCUUCAGGCGUGCUCUACACUGUGGCCAAGGAAGAACUAAAGAAGUUUGAGGCAUUCCAACGUCAGGUCCAUGAGAGUCUGACCCAGCUGGAGCUGAUCAAUAAGCAGUACCGCCGUCUGGCCAGAGAGAGCCGCACCGACUCCUCCUGUCGCCUCCGGGAGAUGGCCCACGACGGUAACCAGCGCUGGGACAACCUGCAGAAGAGGGUGGCCUCCAUCCUCCGCAGGCUCAAGCACUUUAUCAGUCAGCGUGAGGAGUUUGAGACGGCCAGAGACAGUAUCCUGGUGUGGCUCACGGAGAUGGACCUGCAGCUCACCAACAUAGAGCACUUCUCAGAGUGUGACAUCCAGGCCAAGAUCAAACAGCUCAGGGCGUUCCAGCAGGAGAUCUCUCUGACCACUGGGAAGAUUGAGCACAUCUUCCACCAGGGUGAGGUGCUGCUAGAGAAGAGUGAGCCUCUGGAUGCCGCUGUUAUAGAGGAGGAGCUGGAGGAGCUGCAGAGAUACUGCCAGGAGGUGUUCGGACGUGUGGAGCGCUACUACAAGAAGCUCAUACGCCUACCGCUAACAGGUGACGAGUACGACGUGUCAUUCUCGGACCGGGAGUUUGAACUAGACGAACCUGGGUACCUGUCCAGCAUUCCCUGGAGUGAGCGUCUGGGAGACUGCCUGAUGUCCCCUCUACCCUCCCUAAGCCACUCUGCUUCCCUGGCUGCCCCUCUGCGGACUGGGGCUGAGCGCUCGGGCAGGGACACACCAGCCAGUGUGGACUCCAUCCCCCUGGAGUGGGACCACGAUUACGACCUGAGCCGGGGUCUGGAGAGCGCCAGCAGGGCCCUGGGCCUGGCCUCUGAGCAGGUGGAGCACGGAGAUGAGGGGAACUACCAGGGAUCAGCUUCUGCCUCUGCUCUGUCAGAUGUAGUGAUCCCAGAGAGCCCUGAGGCCUUUGUUAAACUAACUGAACAAACCCUGAGGUCCUUGGAUGGAGAGGGAGGUACCCUGGAGACUCACAUCCUACAGUUGGACAAGGUUCUGGACACAAGCCGGUUCCACCUGCAACAGACAGAGAACAUAAUCCGCAGCCGCACCCCAACUGGCCCCGAGUUAGACGCUUCAUACAUGGGAUAUAUGCGUCUGUUGGGCGAGUGUCGUGGCAGUAUAGACACGGUGAAGAGGGUGGGCUACGAGCUGAAGGGGGAGGAGGACAAGGCCUCAGGACUCGCUGACCCCAUUGGUGGUGAUUCACAAACAACAGGUGUGAUAGAACGUUGGGAGUUGCUGCAGGCCCAGGCCCUCAGUAAAGAGAUGCGUCUGAAGCAGAACCUUCAGCAGUGGCAGCAGUUCAACUCUGACCUCAAUGCCGUGUGGUUGUGGCUGGACCAGGCGGCGGCGGAGCUAGAGCAGCAGCGGAGCCUGGACCUCAGCACCGACAUCCAGACCAUCGAGAUGCGCAUCAAGAAAUUCAAGGAGCUGCAGAAGGCUGUUGACAAGCGUAAGGCCAUUGUGCUAUCCAUUAACCUGUGCAGUGCAGAGUUUGUCCAGUCUGCCACAGAGGAAUGCCAGGACCUGCAGGCCAGGCUGAAAGAGAUGAACAACCGCUGGGACAGACUUGGCACCUCUCUAGGGGAGUGGAGGGCAGCACUACAGAAUGCCCUCAUGCAGUGUCACGACUUCCAUGAGAUGAGUCACGGGCUGCUACUGUGGCUGGAGAACAUUGACCGCAGGAGGAACGAGAUUGUUCCCAUUGACCCCAUCCAGGACAGCGACACCCUCCACGAUCACCACAAAACACUCAUGCAAAUCCGUGGUGAGUUGCUGGACUCCCAGAGGAAAGUGUCGUCCCUGCAGGACAUGUCCCUGCAGCUGCUGGUCAACAGCGAUGGCAGCGACUGUCUGGAGGCCAAAGAGAAGGUGCACGUCAUCGGGAACCGCCUCAAACUCCUCUUCAAGGAGGUGACCAGAGACCUCAGAGAGCUGGAGAAGAUUCUGAACAUCACCAGCAGCCAACAGGACCUGUCUUCAUGGUCGUCGGCUGAUGAGCUGGACACCACCUCUGGUUCCAUCAGCCCGGUGUCGGGCAGGAGCACACCAAGUCGCCGUCGAUCGCAACGGGGCAAAUGUAGUCUGUCACAGCAGACCUCUGGACCCUCUGUGAGCAGUCCACACAGACCACACAGGUCUCCCAACGUCGCUGGGUCCGCUUCCUCCCCUUCUGAGGCCGAGGUGAUACCAUCGUCAUUCUUGUACCGCGUCCUGUGGGUGGCGGUGCCCCUCCAGUUGCUCCUCCUCCUGCUGCUGGUGGGCAUGACCUGCCUGGUGCCAAUGUAUGAGUGGGAUUUCAGCUGCAGCCAGUCCAAUAACUUUGCCCGUUCCUUCUACCCCAUGCUCAAAUACACCAACGGGCCCCCUCCUGUAUAGUCUAUCAUGACAGACCAAACAUUUGGUUCUGGGUGCCGAGCGAGAUUACUUCCGGUAUAUUCCAGCCUGGCCCUGGCAUGGAGACGAACCUGAGGAGGACAGUUGGGGUUUUUGAACAUCAUCACAGUCUGGGUUUUUUAAUUGUAUUGGAACUGUUUCAAUGCUCCACUACUUUGCAGCUUCCAUGAAGAAUAGCGAGAUAAGCAAUGCCGUCAUUCGGCUCCUUGUGCCGCCAUGAGCAAGAAACAUAGGAACCCAAAUCUCAAGCUGAUCUCGGACGUGUCUUCUUUGUGUGGACGGAGUACAGCAGCUGUCUUAACUUAUCUUUUGUGGCUGAUAGAAUCACUCAUGUCAUCUUUUAGUUGUCUGUCAUGUAUAGACGGAGAAAGCAUUUUUGGAGCAGCACAUGUAAGAACCAAAAAAUGUUUCUGACUGCGGUCAGUGGAUAUCAACUGGAUGCUGGAACUGUUGAGUUGAAACACAGCUGCCAUUUGACACCUAGUUCAAUACAGAACAUGUAACCUGUGAAUUUGCCUGUUGUAACAAUAGAAAAUUUGUAAAAUAACAUUUUAAGAUGACUUACAAUUGCGUUUAUUUUUUACGUGUAUUUUGGCAUGCAGUUAUAAUCUUUGCUUUUACUUGAUACGUGUUGAAUAGUUUAAUUUUUAAUAUGAACUAUACUGUAACUGUGUGUAAGAAUCUAUUUAAUCUGAAUUGUGUAUGUAAAACAAAUGAAAUAAUGAGAGUUGUUUGCGCUAAACUGUUUGACUGUAUAAGAAACCUUUAAAAACAUUCACCGUAUGGAAAUAAUGUACUGAACAUACUUUGUUGUUAUUUUUCUAAUUGAAAAUAUGGAAACUAUCUACAUACUAUUAAUCAAAACUAUAACGAAUUAUAAAACAACUGUGUAUUUUCUAUGGCUCUGUGCAUUCAGUAUUACAUGUAUACCAGUCCAGGAUUACUUAACAUGUUCUGUACAUAAUAUAAAUGUAUAUAUAUAAUGUAUAUCUGAGCCUAAAUCACAAAUAUUGAAUGCCAAAUUCUCAUUUUGAUUCUGUCUUUUAUUCAAAAUGGCUGAUUCAGUGCUAUUGACUUGACAGUAUGUGGAUCUGACCUUUGGAUACGUCAUAAACUCAUGUCAAAUCCAAUUUCAAUGGGCAAAAAGAUAUA
Messenger RNA from Salvelinus namaycush (lake trout), 27429 nucleotides. RefSeq names its product spectrin repeat containing, nuclear envelope 1b (gene syne1b). The record is from RefSeq and is a predicted model, not a curated record. Lineage: Eukaryota; Metazoa; Chordata; Actinopteri; Salmoniformes; Salmonidae. Gene Ontology annotation, molecular function: protein binding. The coding region runs from base 1 to 26259 and encodes 8752 amino acids. The transcript is spliced from 151 exons. Gene Ontology annotation, cellular component: membrane.